AUUGGUGCUAUUCCUUUUUCAGAUGAAGUAGACUACAGCAAUUUUGGGACCAACACACUAUCAAGAAAGAAGAAGGCUCUGGUGACUCUCCGCAAUGACAAUCUCCGCCGGCGUCCUCACAUUAACAUCAGCAUGCCUCAUGAUUUUAGACCAGUGUCAUCCAUAAUCGAUGUGGACAUUCUUCCUGAAACACACAGGAGGGUGAGGCUGUAUCGACAUGGGUGUGAGAAACCCUUAGGAUUUUACAUUCGUGAUGGCACCAGCGUAAGGGUUACUCCUCAUGGACUAGAAAAGGUACCUGGUAUCUUCAUCUCUCGUAUGGUUCCUGGAGGCUUAGCAGAGAGCACUGGCUUGCUGGCUGUGAAUGAUGAAGUCCUGGAAGUUAACGGCAUUGAAGUAGCAGGAAAGACUCUCGAUCAAGUCACAGACAUGAUGAUUGCCAACAGCCAUAAUCUUAUUAUCACGGUCAAGCCAGCAAACCAGAGGAACAAUAUAAUUCGGAGCAGUAGGAUGUCUGGUAGCUCUGGCCAGUCUACAGACAGCACUGCGAGCCACCACAGCUUGCCUGCAUCCCACGUGCUGCAGAACUUCCACCCUGAUGAAAUGGAGAGUGAUGAAGAGGCUGACAUUGUCAUCGAGGGUGGUUUGGAGCCACAGCACAUUCCUAAACUGCACAGCCUUACUUCCAGUAGCCUCUCUCGAAUCAACGGCAGCAGCCUUAGCCACAGACUUCAAAGGGACCUGGUGUUCAACAACAACUCUGGCCGAGAAAGCAAUGGCAACAUCCAUAAAUUACUCAGUUCCUUAAAAACUGAUCCCCGACACAGUCUGGUUAUCCCCAGAGGAGGUAUUGAGGAGGAUGGAACAGUCAUUACACUUUAGUAGCAAUUCUGCAAGCUCUCCUUUCAGUCUUAAGUGCCGAUUGGGACAAUUGACUGUUGCAGCAACGUUAUGCACUAAACAGAGUUGGUAUUCUCAUAGACCUCACGAGUGCAGAAGAUUGUUGCUUUCUAGGAAAUGUGGCAUCUGGAGUUAGACAUAAAACUGUCAUGCACUGCAAAAUUUGUCAGGAGAAAGCCAGAGUGUAAAACCUGGUUUAUGUCCCAGCCCUAAAGUGAGAACACAUACUUGGUUUAGUUGGUGUAAAUCUAAGCAAUCUUACAGGCUACCAAUGGCAGUGCUACAUAUGUGGGCUUGAAUGCAUGGGUGGAUGUAUUUAUACAUGCAUGUAUAUGAGUUAGAUUUUAAUAGUAACAGAUAUGUCUAUUUGAAGUGGAACCUGGUUUUCUUCUAAUACCAGUUUAAAGAGAGACCUCCUUAAUAGCCAUCCCAUCUUCUACCGUUACUUACAGACCUUCCACUAACUUGUUUACACCAUAUUUGCAACCUUAUGUCUAAUCCAGACAAGCUCUUUAAACAUACCGGUUUCCUAUUCUGGUGGUAAUAACGUUAGGGAGAUGCUGCAAAUACAUUUUCCAGAUGAAACUAUAUAUAUGUAUUUUUAAAGCGUAGGGAGGGGAUGUUGGAGGAUGUUGCUGUUACUGCUGUGGAUGCAGCACCACCUGCUGUUCAGAAGCAGCCCUGCGUGCAAGAAAAACACGGCAGUAAGGGCAUAAAAGUAGGGUUCAGGCACCAUUAUGUGUAAAUGUAUUCUUUAUCGAUAUUUAUUAGAUAAUACCUCUUUUUUUUUUUUUCCCCAUCAUCUCUCUUUUUUUCAGUAUCAUGGUUCAUGUGAGAUUUAAGGCUGCAAGAGAUUAGGUGACACAAGUGGCAGAGUGUGCUAGGACUGUCCCCUUCACCUCAGAGCUGACAAGUCCUCGCUGUGCUUUUGGGGAGACCUAAACCGCAAGGUCUUUCCUCUAGAAAAGGUUGGCUAAUUGCUCUACAAAGGAGGGAUGCUGACUGGCUGCCAAAACCUAACUUAGAAUACUUCUGUUAUUUUUGGACUCUUCUAGUAAUAAAGCUUAAUGUCUGCACAGGAUUUCUGGAAACUUAAAAUAUACUGGAUGUUUGCGAUGGUCAGACAUGCUUACUGGAUGCUGGCUGGUGGGUAGCCAGUGACUGAUGAGUCGAUUAACUGUCUGCUUCUGAAAAUGCCAUGAAUUGAUCAAAGUGGUCUAAUCUAAAAUAUUUUGUUAUAUCUUGGAUCAGUGUAAGGAACAAAAUAUAAAUGUUUCACAGUGUAUUUUUCUACUUUUAGCUUGUGUCAUUUGCUUUUUGUUUUUAACUUUGUAGUACAUUAAAGCUUUUUUAUAUGGUGGAA
This is a messenger RNA of Melopsittacus undulatus (budgerigar), 2263 nucleotides long. RefSeq names its product partitioning defective 6 homolog gamma-like. Gene Ontology annotation, molecular function: protein binding. Gene Ontology annotation, biological process: establishment or maintenance of cell polarity; regulation of cellular localization; centrosome cycle. Gene Ontology annotation, cellular component: cell cortex; apical plasma membrane; nucleus. The record is from RefSeq and is a predicted model, not a curated record. The transcript has a single exon. The annotation marks the transcript as partial. Lineage: Eukaryota; Metazoa; Chordata; Aves; Psittaciformes; Psittaculidae.